Zingiber officinale is the source of this 1512-nucleotide messenger RNA. RefSeq names its product probable F-box protein At4g22060. Lineage: Eukaryota; Viridiplantae; Streptophyta; Magnoliopsida; Zingiberales; Zingiberaceae. Gene Ontology annotation, molecular function: protein binding. The transcript has a single exon. The record is from RefSeq and is a predicted model, not a curated record. The coding region runs from base 1 to 1512 and encodes 503 amino acids.
AUGGCUGGCGGCUGGGCUGAUCUCUUCUCCCUCAUCUUCUCCAAACUCUCCCUUCCUCAAUUUCUCCGCUCGGCCGCCGUCUGUCUUCGGUGGUCGGCUGUCGUCCGACACCUGCCCACUUUCGGCAACCCUAGACCAAGAUCUCUCGGAGGUUCUUCUCCCGUGGCUGGCGGCCGCUGGUCUGAUCUCCCGCCGGAUCUCUUCUCCCUCAUCUUCUCCAAACUCUCCCUUCCUCAAUUUCUCCGCUCGGCCGCCGUCUGUGUUUCGUGGUCGGCUGCCGUCCGCGAUCUAUCCACGCGCGGAAGCUACUUUAAGUUCUGCAGGCAGAGCCCCUGGCUCGUGCUUAACGACAAUCCCCACGGCGACCCAUCCGCCAUCACCUUCUACGCCUCGGAUGAGCGAAGGGAGUACACUACCACCAUCCCCGUCCCGGACCCUCCCAUAAGCGACCGACUCUUCCUCGGCUCUGCUCACGGUUGGAUCAUCACGAUCGACGCCCGCCUCCAGGUGCAACUGCUGAACCCGAUCACCGGCGCGCAGAUCGACCUCCCUCGCCUGAGCGGCGCCUUCCCCUCCGAGCACACCCACCCCAUCCGCGACAGUGCAGGGCGCCUAAUCGGCUUCAUGACGCCGACACCAACGUGCCAAGAGCUUGUAGAACAGCUUCGCCUGAAAGCAAUUCUAUCUGCUGAUCCGUCGCUCGGAGAUGGCUACGCCGUGGCGCUCUUCCAAUAUCCUCCCGGGAGAAUCUAUUUCACCGGCUCCGGCGACGAGAAAUGGUUCGACUUAAAAAAUCGCAUUUUAAUCUCAAAUAUGGUCUUCCAUCGAGGCAACCUGUACAUGAGCGCAUAUUCAGUUUCGGCAGUGUAUUUUUGUGACUUAGCCGAAAUUCAACGUGGCGAGAAGCCCAGAUUUAGAGUGGUCGAUCAGGAUGCAAGUUCUAACGUGCUCCUGCACUAUUUGUUUGAGACUCCUCGAGGGGAUCUUUUUAGCAUUUGGAGGGAGAAAGGUACAAAUACUACUAAGACCGUAUCAUUCAGGGCGUACAGGGUGGUGAUGGAUGAUGAGGGGAAGCUAAGUAAAAGACUAGAAAAAACGAUGGACGUGGUAGAGUUUAUUAACUACUUAAAAGGCGGCAGGGCGGUGAUGGAUAAGCAGAUUCUUCAAAGAGAUCAUGAAGCGAACGACGAUUUGGGAGUCUUGAUCGCCCUCUUAGGCAGCUGCGACCCACUUUGUCUUGAUGCUUGUGCUUUUCCACACUUGACGCUUAAUUCUAUAUAUUUUAUGCGUGACGAUAGAUUUCGAGAUCCAGAGUGUCAAGACGACUAUUGGCGAAUGUUUGAAGAGCGAAAUUUGCAAAGGUUUAAAGUUUACUUUUACCCUGGCUGCGAUCCGGCAUUGUUUUUGGAUCAAAAUUGGUUCAGAAAAUUUCUGAAUUGUCCGAUUUCCUUGAGCGACGCCACUAAUUCCGUCCGAUUAUAUUGGCAGCCUCCCUCAAGCUCCAUUAAUUAG